This is a messenger RNA of Symbiodinium natans, 4503 nucleotides long. Lineage: Eukaryota; Dinophyceae; Suessiales; Symbiodiniaceae. The record is from the annotation of a GenBank genome assembly.
AUGAGGGUGCAGCCCCUGCUCUUCGUGCUGCGUGCUUCGCUGUGCCAGCUGGCUCUUUCAGGGCCACUAGACCACUUUGGCGCACCUGGGCGUGCCUGGCCGUUGCUUCCUUGCAGGACGUAUGCCUCUCACUUGCCAGCACAUAUGGGUCAGGCUGGUUUGCUGGGUUCCUUGCGCACUCGAGUCCAGAUCUGGAACGAUACGAACAGCACCUGUGCUGGUGCCAUCGCGCGGCUGCCCGUCUGCUCUGUGGCAGAAGAACAUGUGACCACAAUCGCGUUAUUGGAAGACAUGACCCUCGCCGUCGCAACUUACACGCCUGCAAUAGGCUCAUAUGAAGCCACCGGCUAUGUUUACAUUUUUUCAGCGACCACGCUCGGUAUGGCGAGUGGCUAUGAUGUCCUGCUGCAGACAGAAGCAGAGGUUUUGUCCAUACUUCGCUUGCCCAUGGGUGCCACUCUUCUCGGCGGGACUAUCUUUCACCAGAAUAGACCAUCCAGUGGCAUAAUUGAAGUCUUCUCGCCGGAAGAGUUCCAAAAAGGCGGUCGUACAAGGCAUGCGAUUAGGACAAGUCCGUCCAUCGCUCGUCUUGCUUUGGUUGAUGCAGAUAUACUGGCGGCAUCGGCGUCGCUCCAAGGCACGAUCCUCUUCUACGAAAUCGCUCAAAUAGUUUCUCGUGGGUCAGAUGAGUCAGUAGGGCCAACGCCUGCAAAGCCUGCAACACCCAUCGCGCAACUGGACCUGGACUUUGCAAUCCAAGAAUUCGUCACUGUGGAUGGCCGCUUGGUGGUUGCAACAGAACCAGAACUUCAGAUCUUUUUGCUCAGUGACGUGCUGGAGCAAAAGUCGGAAGAGCCGCUGAAGCUGAAGGUGCGGGACAAGGGGUACGUCUCGCUCGUCGCUCUGCCUGGUGGCCUUGGCUUUGCAGCUGGCCGCAUGGACGCGAGAAUAGAGGUAUUCCGGAUGAACGAAGUUGUCAGAGGAGGAACUACGCCGCGCAAGGAGCUCUCAACAAACGGCUUGCCUUACCCAGUUCUGGUCCUAGCGGACAAGGGGCUGGCAGCCGUCACAUCUUCCAACACUGUCGACAUAUUCGAUGCGAAGGUUCUGGAAAAUCUGGCUUACGUGGUUCGGCCUGUGCGAACACUCCCGCUGGAUACGCCUGGGGUAAGCAUUGCAAACUUGCCUGGCAGAGGCCUUGUCGUGGCAUCAAUGAGACAUGUGUCCAUCUUCAGUGGUGAAGGCACUUCCUCAGCAAAAAAGGCAGCGGAGGACUUGUUCGUGGACCGAACCAUAAGCUUUUUCAAGGAAGUCGAGAGCGACAUAAUCCUCGUCGGAGAGUUUAACGGUCCGGUGGUCGUUUUCUCCGCAUCUGGCAUUGUGCCGCAGUACUCAUCCGGCUCUUGGUUUCAUCGUGCACACCUGUUUUUCACUGCACGUCGGCAAGUUGCGACCGCAUCAUCAGCUGAAGUGCUUCCGGGCGGAUUGCUGGCCAUCGGCUGCUGGCCACGCGAUAUCUAUAUUUUCAAUCUGUCGAGCUUUCGGCGACAGCUGUCGCCGCCAUUCGUGGAGCCCGUGGACAUUCUGGCAACCAAAGGUCACGUUGCGGCCAUGGCCUCAUCAAGAAAGUUUCUUUGGGCCGCAUCGGAUACAAGUUUAGUGGUCAUCGACCUGACGGCAGAUGUGGAUUUCGAGACGAUCGCAAUGCCAGGUGUGGUUUUAUCUCUGGCAACUCUUUCGGAAGUGGAGGUGGUGGCUGGCCUUAGCAUUGCAUUGGCAGUCGCCGUGUUGACUCGUUCCCGUGCCCAUGCUGGUCGGAUGCCUCACUCCGUCUCCUGGGCUCUCAUUGACGUUGCUGGUCCGGUCCAUGCUCUGCUUGUGGUGGACGGCCUCCUGCUGGCGGCAACUGAAUUGAGCACUUUGCACAUCUUCUCAGUCGACGGUGCCCGCUUCCGCGAGCUCGCGGUGCUAAGAGUGCGAGUUUUGCAGCCCCAAGUGCCUUCAACCAGCUUGGCGGUGGUCGAUGAUCGAACUCUCCUGGCCGGACAAGACCUCUUCCGAGCAGACGACGCGCGGUCCCUGUGCAGCCCAGGCUUCUUCUCCACCAGCGGCCAGUACCUAUGUCAGCCGUGCCCGGAUGGCUGGACUUCGGACCUGGGGUCGGGAAGUUGUGUCUAUGCCGAGCUCUCAAUCUUUGUGAUGACCUUGAUUCCCGUUUCCGUGACUUUGAUUCUUACUGGUGCCAUCCUGUCUCCAUUGACUGGGCAGCUUUACGUCUGCAUGUCUCGGCGCGCCACCGAUGGCGACGCCUCGGCGUCACCGAGAUCCAGGGGAACUACGCUGCAGUCGACGCUGCUGUGGACCUCUGCGUCCGAGGGAAUCCGGCGAGCUUCACGCCACCUGAUAGUGAGGGACGACCGAAUACGCCGAUGGCUUUGGUCCUACGUGGCCACUGCGCACGUACCCUUGGUUGCGGGGCUUGCCUCGGCCACGCAGCAAGGUUGGCUGAUGGCCGGAGGGGUCCUGCUGGCAGUGUUGUUCAUCCUGCGAGAACGAGAAGUCUUGUACACGGACCUUUCUGGUGAGUUGACGGCCCGACACUGGGCUUGCCUCAGCCUCCGCUUUCUGGCCAUGGCGAAUAUCAUCGCGGGCUUCUCCUGCUUAUUCUUUCGUCCGGAAGUGAUGCUUGCCCAUGCCAUCCCUCUGGCCAGCGUGGCUGUAAUGAGCAGUAAUUGUGCUCUUGCUGACCAGAUACACACGUUCCUCCGGACGAUGUAUGUGGCAAGUGCCGGAGAGCUGUCCGCGGCACCAACUGCCAACACUGCCGGUGUGCGCGUACUCAACAUGGGUGCAUCUUGCAUUCAUCUGUCUGCUGCCGGGGUGGCUAGCUUGACCCUGGCACAGCAUGGAGGACAUCAGGUCAUGACCCUGUUCGGACGGUCUGAUACUUCCGCAGGAUCUCUGCCGGUGUCUGGGUUGGUUUUCGCUUGCUCGGCAUCGUUUGCAGGAGUUGCGCUUGCAGCACGUGCAUGCGACCAGACUGAGAUGAUGGCCUCGAAUGCCACUACCUGGGCAAGUGAUGAAUGCGUCAUUCCGUCUCGUAUCCCUGCAUGCUGCUGUUGUCGGCAGCUGCUCUUGAGACUGUCGGUUGCUGUGAAGACUUGGGUUCACAAGCACUGGCUCCUGUGUGCGAGUUCGCUCUAUGACACUUACACGUUCUAUGGCCGGCUGAGGGAAUCACAAUUAACAUCGCAGCGUCCGUACUUUGCUGCCAUCUUGCUGAUUGCCGCAGUGACCUCUGCUGUCAAUCUCGCCGCCCUCCUCUUCGACAGGUGCCGCGUAAAGCUGCCGGAGCUAGGGGACCGCAAUUUACGCCUCAGCACGCUCUCUAAGUGUUUGCUGGUGUUCAUGAAGCUGCGGGUUCUGCAACUGCCCGUGAUCGUCACGACCCAGAUGGAUACCUCCUGGCUUGACGGAUCCUUGUCGGAGCUUCCAUCAUCUGUGAUCCCUGUUUGGAUUUGUGCCGAGCCUCUCUCAUGCCCCUUGUGGUGCACAUCUCAUCUUGGGGGCAACUGCUCUUACGACAUCCCUCCCGUCUACAAAGGCUGUUUCUGCAGGCAUCGAGUAGCUGGGAUCCCUGACUGGAGGGGCAGACUGAAGGUGCUCGGAAACUGCGCGAUCUCAAUUGUGGUCAUGACGCUUCUGUCUGCGUCCAAGAUGCGUGGAAGGGGCAUCUUCGACUUUCCCGAGUUCUCGUCCAGGGCGGUGGCCUGUGUCACAAUCCUUCCUUCCUUUUUCUUUGCGGUGAACGCAAUGUACCUGUCCUUCCCCGACCUGGCCCAGCAGCACCUGGACUCUGCGCAGGAUUUUGCGAUCCUGAGUGUCCCAACGCUCAUCUACGCUUUCAUGGCCAAUGAGAUGGCCAGGCACGUGGAGACGGCCAGCAAGCGACGAUGCCUGAAGGCGGGUAGUGUGCUGGAAUUGGCGGGUCGGAGAGUCGUUUCGGCACAGCCAAACUUGGAGCACGUGGUUGGCACAAGCCUGCUGGGUGCUGAAGACUCACUGGGCCCGGUCCAACUCUCGAGCCACCUUCAGCUGGAGAGGCCCACCUACGUUUGGUGUCAGCCACCGCCACGGCAUGCAUCAGUCUAUUCUCCCUCUGGGUUCCGUGCGCUGGCUCCCUGGGCCCACUUCGCGACCUUGCUGGCAAUCUACUUGGCGCGGCGCAGCCUGAGACAUGCGAUAAUCUUCGUCAACGCAGCAUUGCUCAUCGCCAUGGGUUUGAGCAGUGGUUGGCUUUGUUUGACCUUGAAGCAAGGCCUCCCUUCUCCAUCGACACCUGCUGAAAGGGACACUUGCCGACUGGACCAAGACAUGCCCGACAGAGCAACCCUCGAGCUUCAGGACGCAGCAAGUUGGCUUGAGACUCCCGCUCGCAGUGAGCAAAGUGAGCAUUGUGAUGGAGAUCAAGGAUGCGGCAUGAACCAAGAUACGAGCCCGUAG